AGAGAGAAGACGAAGGCCGGUCUUGGAACGUGAGCCAGAGUGUGUCUCGCCGCCGCGCCGCCCAUGGAACCCUCGCUCGCCAACACGAACAAAACACCGCCUUUACCGACACACCCUCUCUCUCCCCGGGCCAUAUCCGCGCCGCAUGCUCACCUCACGGGUAUAUACUUCGUCCUUCGACCCAUCCCACAUUCCGGUCUCUCCCCUGCUCGAGGAAGCAACAGUUGGGAAUAGCACUCGCAAACUGCUUCCUUUAUGCUUAAUCUUUUCGGUCGUACUCCUUUCUCCAUUAAAGAAGGGUUUUUUUCCUGCGUUUCCUAUGGGGAUGGAUGAGCGAAUUUUGAAUGGGAGGCGGAGGUGCGCUGGGCAUUAUCUGUAAAUAUUAGGGUGGGGGGGGAGAAAUGGGGCGCUAUAUCCGUCAUCAAAUGCAACAUCAAAGACACAACAACAUUACAGCGAGACAAAACAACAAACCAACGAGGGAGAAGAGAGAGAAGGGCGAGGCGAGGAUAGAGAGGGGGAGGAGAUAGAAGAGAGAGAGAAAGAGAAAGAGAACGGCUAUUAUAAGGCGGUUUCUUUGGGAUUAAGACCAUAAAUUUUACUUGAAGAAGAAAAAGAAGAAGAAGCAGCAGCAAGGGCUGAAGAUCUCAGCAGCUAUAGUAGGGCAGGGGAGGGGCGGAGGAGAGGACGGCCGGACGUCGCUGCGCUCCAGCGAUCGGCUGAUACUGAUCCGCGCCGCGCCUGGAAUUCCAAGCCCUUUCGAGGAAAAAAGAAGCGAUCUUUUUCGUUAUGCCGGAAGCGGGUUACUAUUGUUCUAAGAAGACGGACGACAUCUGCGAGGACGUCUGCGGCGAGCAGACGUCGAGGGCAGCGCUGAGCAUGUCGCGGCUGCGGUGCGCUCUCCGGGGGUUCGAUCUCAAGGCAUUCCUGCUGCUCUUCAUGGGCGUCCCCGUCCUCAUCUUCAUCAUCUACCUCCAUGGCCAGAAGAUUACCUACUUCCUCCGCCCCAUCUGGGAGUCCCCUCCCAAGCCCUUCCGCACCAUCCCCCACUACUACCACCCUAACAUCUCCAUGGAGCGCCUCUGCCGGCUCCACGGCUGGGGCAUGCGUGAUACCCCCCGUCGGGUCUUCGAUGCCGUUCUGUUCAGCAACGAGCUCGACAUGCUCGAGAUCCGGUGGCACGAACUCAGCCCUUACGUCUCAGAGUUCGUCCUCCUCGAGUCCAAUUCCACCUUCACUGGGCUGUGGAAACCCCUCGUCUUUGCUGGCAACCGGAGCCGCUUCAAGUUCGUGGAAUCGCGGCUGACCUACGGCACCAUCGGGGGGAGGUUUGUCACGGGGGAGAAUCCGUUCGUUGAGGAAUCAUACCAGCGAGUGGCAUUGGAUCAGCUUAUUAGGUUUGCAGGCGUUGAAGAUGAUGACUUGUUGAUCAUGUCCGAUGUCGACGAGAUCCCAAGUGGCCAUACGAUCGACCUCCUGAGAUGGUGCGAUGAGAUUCCCGAGAAGCUUCAUCUCCAGCUCCGGAACUAUCUCUACUCCUUUGAGUUUUACCUUGAUGACAAAAGCUGGAGGGCUUCGGUUCACAGGUACCAAGCAGGGAAGACCAGAUAUGCUCAUUUCCGGCAGACCAAUGAUCUAUUUGCUGAUUCAGGGUGGCACUGCAGCUUCUGCUUCCGUCAUAUAAGCCAAUUCAUAUUCAAGAUGAAGGCAUAUAGCCAUGUCGAUCGGGUGAGAUUUGCCUACUACUUGAAUCCUUCGAGGAUUCAAGAUGUGAUCUGCCGAGGAGCAGACCUGUUUGACAUGCUUCCGGAAGAGUAUACAUUCCAAGAGAUCAUUGCCAAGUUGGGGCCGAUACCUAGUUCGUAUUCUGCAGUUCACCUUCCUAGUUAUAUACUUCAGAAUGUUGACCGGCAUCGAUACCUCUUGCCUGGGAACUGCAAGCGAGAAAGUGGGUGAGUUCUAUUGGUGGCAUCGUAGGUUGCUUGCAAAUUCUACGAGAGUGUUGCUGAGAAUUUGAUGACCGUACAACUAUGAUGAAGAUGAGUAUCUGACAUGGUUGGAUGAUUCUUCUGGGACAAAGGACAAGCAUCAACAUUUUCUUGCGCUUAUCUCUGCAAUAUCAUUUGGAGCUGAUCAUAUCUGUACAAGUUUUCCUGAUGCCACCAUUUAUUUUUGAGGGAGAUCAGUGAAUUUAACUACCAUGGGAGGUUGUUCACCCCUUCUUACCUUAUUGGUAUGUGACAUGACACCGGUUGUUGUAGAAUGGAAACUGAGUGAUGUAUCCUAAAUUUUAUUUAUGGGAUCUUGUUUUCCUUCAAAAACUGAUUUAUCGAUGUAUUCUUCUUCAACUUCCCUGGAAAAUCUAGACUUCAUCAUUGUACCA
Messenger RNA from Musa acuminata AAA Group (dessert banana), 2383 nucleotides. RefSeq lists its product as uncharacterized. The record is from RefSeq and is a predicted model, not a curated record. The transcript has 2 exons. Lineage: Eukaryota; Viridiplantae; Streptophyta; Magnoliopsida; Zingiberales; Musaceae. Bases 790 to 1956 code for a protein of 388 amino acids. Gene Ontology annotation, cellular component: membrane. Gene Ontology annotation, biological process: N-acetylglucosamine metabolic process; protein N-linked glycosylation. Gene Ontology annotation, molecular function: beta-1,4-mannosylglycoprotein 4-beta-N-acetylglucosaminyltransferase activity.